Molecule: messenger RNA, 2102 nt
Organism: Hypomesus transpacificus
Lineage: Eukaryota; Metazoa; Chordata; Actinopteri; Osmeriformes; Osmeridae
Gene: ppic
Product: peptidyl-prolyl cis-trans isomerase C
Exons: 5
Coding region: 2-628 (208 amino acids)
Biological process (GO): protein folding; protein peptidyl-prolyl isomerization
Cellular component (GO): intracellular membrane-bounded organelle
Molecular function (GO): peptidyl-prolyl cis-trans isomerase activity
Source: RefSeq, a predicted model, not a curated record
GAUGGAGCUAAAGACGUUUAUGUCUGCCAUCGUUUUCGUGGCGCUAACAUUUCCAGAGAACGUCGCAUGCUCGAAAGGACGGGUCGGACCGAAAGUGACAGAGAAGGUGUUCUUCGAUAUCACGGUUGCGGGCCACGAAGUGGGCAGGAUUGUGAUUGGUCUGUUUGGUGAGGUGGUUCCUCUGACCGUGAAGAACAUUGUGGCCCUGGCAACAGGAGAGAAAGGCUAUGGGUACAAAGGCAGCAAGUUCCACCGUGUGAUUAAAGACUUCAUGAUCCAGGGAGGAGACUUCACAGCAGGGGACGGGACCGGAGGCCAUAGCAUCUAUGGGAACACGUUUGCAGACGAGAACUUCCGUCUGAAGCACCUGGGUGUGGGCUGGGUGUCCAUGGCCAACGCGGGGCCGGACUCCAACGGAUCCCAGUUCUUUAUCACCGCUGCCAGGGCUCCGUGGUUGGACGGCAAGCAUGUGGUCUUCGGCAAGGUGCUGGAAGGCAUGUCUGUAGUUCACACCAUCGAGCUUCAGGACACCAAUGACAGGAACCUGCCCUACACCGAGUGUGUGAUCGUCAACAGCGGGCGGAUCGAGGUGAAGGAGCCGUUCAUCGUGGAGGUGGAGGGAUGGUAACACCAGGACCCCACACACCUAAAGCCUCGAGCACGACCCAGACACACGUACACAAGAGGGGGGGACCCUGUUUCCAUGUGUAGGGGAACUACCUGGACCAUCCCCCAGAGAAUUACAACUUAACACAAAGUAUACAGGGUUCUUAUUUGAAGUAGCUUGUGUACGUGUGUUUGUGCUUUGUGGCUUUCCUUGUGAGGAUUUCAACGGUAGACUGGAUUUACAAUCUCAUGCUGUAGACUUGUCACAAAGCUAAAUUAUUAUGCAGAUUUUGUUUGUGUUAAUUUAUUACCAUAGUAUAUUCACUGCUCUCCAACGGGUGAAUACUAACUAAAUGAAACCAUGCACUUUUGGUACGACUGACACGAGACAUUUUAACUUCCUUCAUGAAUUGCCAAAAUGAUCGGACUACAGCUUGCCAAACUAUCACUAUGCCAUUUGCACUACUGUUCAGACAGCACUUUUAUUAACUAAUUGAAACUUAUUUAACACUGUCGCUGUGAGUUGACACAUAUGCAAUACUGUUUUACAUAUCAAGCCGAAUGGUUUGUGACCAGGACCAAUUUAUAGGUUGUCCAGUGUUUCUGAAAUGGCAAAAUGUAAUAAUAAUCUAAUUUCUUUGAUCAAAUGUCUUAUAGUUUGUUGAAAAAAACACAAAAUCACACACGAUUAAUGAAAUAUUGUGAAAGUUUUGUCUUAUCCUUUGGGGAAUAGAGUAGCAGUAACUAGAGAUAAAAUGGACUUGUGAUACCAGCAGUUCCAAACUGUUGGUGAAUGAGUCUUUAAUUUAACGAUGUCUAACUACAACCAGUCAUCCUACAGCCGUAACAUGGCCCCAUUCUAACCCCUAAACCUAACCCACAACUCUACAACCUCCACCUAACCCCAUCCUAACCCCUAAACCUAACCCACAACUCUACAACCUCCACCUAACCCCAUCCUAACCCCUAAACCUAACCCACAACUCUACAACCUCCACCUAACCCCAUCCAUAACCCCAAACCAUCUUCCUAUAAUCCUACCCUAGCCCCAUCCUAACCAUAACUCAACUCACCCCAUCCUAACCAUAACUCCUAAUCUAGCCCCAUCCUAACAUCAUUCAAUGAUGUUCAAAAUCAGCAUAUCCUAACUAUCUGUUACACUGACUGUAGAGACUGAACCAACAUAUCCUUUAUAUCAGCUUCCUUAUUUGCAAUGCAGUAGCAAUGAAAGUGUCAUCAAGUGUAUUUUCUACAAUAAAAAGACAUUGCAAGACUUUGUUUUUUUCUCAUUUUUCCAUUAAAAAAAAUUCUAUAUUUUUUAUUGCCAACAUAAUGAACUGGCAUGUGUAAGCAAUGGUAAACCAAAGAAUGAACUGGCAUGUGUAAGCAAUGGUAAACCAAAGCUUGUGUUGACAGGUGAUUUAGGUACAUGGACAGGAUCUAGGGCUCUCUCUCUGUCGGUCCACUCUCACUCUCACUCUCACUCUCACUCUCAC